Rotaria sp. Silwood2 is the source of this 237-nucleotide messenger RNA. The record is from the annotation of a GenBank genome assembly. Lineage: Eukaryota; Metazoa; Rotifera; Eurotatoria; Philodinida; Philodinidae.
AUGCAUAAACUUUGUAUUCGCUUAUAUGUAAAAACUUGUUGGUUAUUAGGUCUAAAUGCUAUACAGAUGCAUGAUGAAUUAACUGCUGCUUAUGGACAAGGUGUUGUUUCAUAUAGUACAGCUACUCAUUUGAUUGAUCGAUUUUCAAGUGGACGAGAGUCGUUGGAAGAUAAUCCUCGUAAUAGUCGUCCAAUAACCGUCAUUACUAAACAAAAUAUUGAUGNAUACAAAUGUUAG